Messenger RNA from Striga hermonthica, 429 nucleotides. The record is from the annotation of a GenBank genome assembly. Lineage: Eukaryota; Viridiplantae; Streptophyta; Magnoliopsida; Lamiales; Orobanchaceae.
AUGGCUUCCCUUUUUGCUCUCUCAGCUCUUUUCCAGUUCAACGACUCUGAUUGGUAUUUUUGGAUUCCUCUGUAUGCCAUUGCUUGUGCAGUAAAUUUGGUCAGCUGGGCCAAAAAACCCAAUUCAAGAAUGAUAAGAACGGCCCAAUUCGAUCUGUGUCUUGGGAUCUUUUUGUUUAUGAAGGUCUCCAUUGAAGGUUUUCUCGAGGGAUCAAAAUUUGCUGGGUUUUGGUCAUUUGAUAUGAGGGAGAGAACUGUAAGGGAAAAAUUUGGAAGUGGGCUUGUUAUUAGCUCUAUGUUUCUGUUCUUGCAAAUCUCAAAUACACGACCUACCCUGCUCACAAAAUAUGGGAUGCCGAUCUUGGUGGGUGUUGCAUAUGGCCUCAGCUUCAUUUUCUUUGCAUUUCAACACGGUGAAAUGAAAUAUUGA